CAUUGAUCCAUUACUGAUAAAAAAAAAUAUUCGGAUGCGCUAGAGAGGAGGAGAAGCAGGCAAGCAGCAAUGGCAGCAGCAAUCGACGACUCGUGCAGGAGACCAGGCUCGAUCCCGUUCAAGUGGGAGAUCUGCCCGGGGACGCCCAAGCACGCCAGGAGCAGCAGCGCCAGCGCGGCUCCGUCGUCGUCGUCGUCGCCGUACUACUCGUCCUCCUCCGCCACCGCCUCCGUCUCCAAGGUAGCGGUGUCGCCGAAGCUGACGCCGCCCCCGGCCAUGUCGCCGUCGCCGUACCACUCCCCGCGCGUCUCCUACUACCCGGCGCGCUCGGCGUCCGUGUCGCCGUCCCGGCGCCGCGCGCCGCACCGCCCCACCGCCUUCCUCGACGUCAACCCCCGGGUCGCCCCCACGUACCGCGCCGGCGCUGCUGAGGCUGAGGACGACGAGGUGGCGGUGGCGCCGGCCGGCAGGUGCUUCCCGCUCCCCGUGUUCCGGAGGCGGGACGGCAGGAAAGGUGCCCGAAGGACGUCGUCCGGGACAGGGACGGCGUCCGCGACGAGCUUCAGGUCGGACGGCACGGCGCCGGGCGGGCUGCGGCGGUCGGCGUCGACAUCCUCGUCGUCGUGCCUGUCUCUGUCGUCCAGGAGUAGCGGUAAGUUGGCCGAGGCCAGGGAGGUGGAGGCCACCGGUGGCUGGUUCUACUGAGAUGGCCGGCGAAGGGCAACCAACGAUGAGAGUUCGAGAAGAUUGUUGUUUGUAUUUGUGUACGUUAUAGCGCGUGAUGAAUUUUACCUAUACAUCGAACCCCAGCAAAGGUCGGUGGUGGUGCCACCGCUUUUGGCUGGAGACGUACUGCUGUUUGUAUGCGCAGGUAGAGUUCGUGUACUAUGAAACAGUUACUCCUCUUGAUAAUUAGGUGCUGUUUGAUUUACAAAAUGUAACAUAAAUGGUAAUGACAAUGAUUCACACUC
Molecule: messenger RNA, 971 nt
Organism: Zea mays
Lineage: Eukaryota; Viridiplantae; Streptophyta; Magnoliopsida; Poales; Poaceae
Exons: 1
Coding region: 70-705 (211 amino acids)
Source: RefSeq, marked predicted